UAUGUUGAUAGCGGGCACCAUGAGCAGAAUGAAUCAGUCGCAACCAUGAAGAAGUAAAUGACAUCCGCCCACGCCCACCUCUUCUACGAGCAGUCGUGGGACAUUCGAUACUCGAACCUCUUACGGCCUUGAGUUCGACAACCGACACCGAGAGCAGCAAGGAGGAUGAAGCGCCUAUUCCAAAUCGGUCCCCAGUUCUUGGGGAACGGCAAGGUCAAGUUCGCCUGGCAACCUAGUGGAAACCUGGUUGCUGCAGUGGGGGAGAAUCAGAGGAAUGUUUUCCUCUUCGACCGAACCGGCUCCGAGGUCAUAGCAGAAGUAGCUCUGAAGAGUAUUGGAGCACCGGUCACCUGUAUGGAAUGGGACCCAGAUGGCGAGGUUUUGGCGAUUCUACAACAUGGGGAUCCGGGUGUCCUGUUGUGGAAUAUUGCGACGAGAAAGACGGAGAUAUUGGAGGUACUCGGCUUCGGAGUCUAAUCCAGUAGACAUAAGAUAGGGUGAAGAUACUGUGGUCUACACCUAGCUAACUUGUACUUAUCUGACCCGACGACCCCAGCAGCAGAGUCUACUUCGAAUGGUGCUGGUAUUUGGUAACCUGAUUUUGAUCAUGAGGAAAACAAGAAGGGAAUCCUUGGGAUCGAAUUCAGGUUACGAAAUACCAGAACCAAACAUACUUGAUAACGCCAGGUCUCUUCCCGCGACCCUUCCUUCCUAGUAUGGUCGCAAUCACCGGGUACGACGCUUGCGAUCGGCACCAACAAGGGUGGCCUAUUGCUCUACAACAAGCGGACCAUGAAGAAACAGACGAUCCUGGGGAAACACAGCAAGAAGAUAAGCUGUGGCAUGUGGAGCUCGGCUCAAAGUUUAUGAAUGAAUGGCCAUAGUGGUGCUCCUGUGUAAUUCCCCAGUUUGUGUAUACGAUACACUGUAUGGCCAUAGUGGGCCGGCAUUGUGGAAUCCUAAGUACUUUUAAGGCUACCGCUGAAGCAUCCGCAACAUUAUCCUUGGCUCUUUUUCUACUUGAAAAGGAAGCCAGGGAUGCUCUCAGGGAUGCGACCGCGGUAGCUCUAAUACUUGGAUAAGAUUCAGGUAGGUCUUGUAGACGCAUCGUCCCAGAUGUCUGUCGUAUAUUCGACAUCUAAUCCCCGCCAGCAGUCCAACCAGCCAGGGUCGAGGCACCAAAGCCGGAGACGAAAAUAUUCUAGCUUUAGGGAGUGAGGACAGAAAUGUGACGAUUUCGCGGGAAGACGGCGACUCAGUGGAACAGAUGCAGUUGAGAGCAGAGCCAGAACAGCUUCAGUUUUGCUCUCCAGGCACACUAGGAUCGCCAGGCGGGUCGAUGGUGGAAGGAGGUUAGUAGAGUUUUAGAGGGCCAGGGGCCUCGUUUACCUUGAAUACUAAGUACAACGAUUAUAGUCUCAUGAUAUUAUUGAUACCAUCAGGUGAACCACUACACUGCCGUCCUCUUCCCUGUUCAGCUUCGUACUCCUUGUCCCUCACGAUCUUUUCUCUCCUCACCAGGUUCUUCCUCCUCUUCUUCUUACGUCUCGUUUUUGCAGAAUAAAAAGUCCGUCGUUCUGCUGAACUGGAAGACCUCUUCGAUGCAGGAGCAGACCUUUCCUGACAAAUACGGCCAAAUCACCAGCUACGUGUGGGCAGAAUCGACUUUGCUGGUCGGUUUUGCUUCUGGGCACGUGAUGGCGUUGCAGUUUAGUGGAGGAGAGAAGGUACUUCGACUGUUGCAGUUGAACUGAAAAUUCUCAUGGCACAAUGAAGAUUUUCUCCACUGACUCCUGCUUUUCUCCAUAAAAGCACCAUGUUGUUCCCCUCACAACACUCCUCGUCCAGGAAGAGCUCCUGAACGUGAAGCUGCAUGGGCAAUCUGUGAACCAAGUCGCUGGGUCACCUGAUGGUCUCAAAAUCGCCAGCUCUUGUGGGGAAACAGGCGAAAUCCGCUUUCUAGACACCAGGAACUGGCGAGAACAGAAGUCCAGUCGGAUUCAGUUUUCACCCGAGGGACGAUCCACGCAGUUGCACUGGAGUCAGGAUGGGCAGUUGUUCACGUUUGCGACUAGUAACGGAUACUUGUACUGCUAUUUGGCGAGAUUGACCUCCCUAUCUAGUGUCUGCGGAGACAAAGUCUGUUAUCUGACGAGUCUCAAAGAAAUCAGCGUAGUCUCCGCAAAAAGCGUGAUCACGCAGACCUCAACGGACCUGCAGAAGGAGCCCUAUGCGAGCAUAACCUGCGCAGUUGAGCCGUCGUUCUUGGCAUUAGGCCCAAGACACGUUUGCGCGGGAAUGAAUAACCGGGUUUGGUUCUACUCCCUUCCUGCUGGUGAACUCUGCCUAGAACAAGAGCAGAUGGGGACGAUAGAUAUGGCUUAUUUUAAAUAACCUCACACAAUCACAAACGCAAUCACAACCACGAAGAAGUCAAUAGCUAUCACGCAGGUCUUUGUGUUAACACCAACUUGAAGUUGAAAGUGAAACUUCCUAGGCCCAACCACGUCGUUACGUCUACUGAAGCUUCCAACAAGUAGUUGUUACAACGUCCUGCUCCUGCCUCAUCAUCUUGCUCUAACCUCCAAGCCGUCGCUCUCUCCGCCACCCACGCUGCCACGUUUAUAGACGGGAAGAUCUCCCUGAACCGUCUUCCCGGUAGCCCAGAUGACCGCGAAAGACUGGGCAACAGCCACAACGAAACGCAACUUUUCCAGAAGAAAUCCCUUGCACCUCUGGUCGCUGGAGAAUUCCUGCUCUACGUGAGUCUGCCAAACAUCAUCGUGCACUACUCGCUGAGCGAUUUUUCAGAGGUCAACGAAUACAGGCACAGCAUUGCAGUCAAAGCCAUAUUUCCGAAUCAACUCGGGACUCGCGCAGCGGUGUUAGACACUUCCGGUAACUUGUUCGUUUACUCACCAGUCAGCGACGAGACAGUGCCAGUUCCACAGGCCCCGCAGCAUGUGAAGGAACUCUUGUGGGACGUGGUAGACACCAACGCUUUCGUGUUGUCCGACUCGAAUAACAACCUCUAUGCCUACUACUACAUGCCAAACUAUAUGGGAGGAGCGAUCGUGCGAAGACUCAGCGAAGAAUACACCUUCGACAUGAAAAGCAAGAUUAUGGACGACGGCAGGGUCUUAUUUGUUUCAAUUUGAAAGGUUCAUGUUCAUCUACAGGGUCUUACCUCGAAUUUGAAAGGUUCUUGCUGCAAAAGAUUAUGUUCUUCAGUUGAACUUGAUGGUAAUGCGAUUAUGAGAAACUACAGCUUCGACCAAGAGGUGGAGUCUUUCUCACCUCUAAGACUAGUCUCGAGUCAAAGGGUCCAGACUUUGAGGCGAUGGCUGUUCCGACGGACAACAAAUUACUGCUUCUCUACGACGGCAAAGCGAUCUCACAGAGUGCAAUGGGUGGACUCGACUCCUUCAAUCUGAGGACACAUAAUUCUUUGGUACCUCCUUGCUGUACCUGUACCUUUUUUUGUGGAGGAGCACACUUUUUUUGCCUCUCAUCUCGUUCUUGUGGAGGGGCUGUCAAGUGUCUAGCGGAUGAAUAUUAUUUUUCAAAAAAUCAACUCGUCAAGCUGUCAACACAUCAGUCUCCUGUCAUACUACAUUUCCCUUUCUUCACACUACAUGAUAAUCCUAGGUUCCCUACGACACGCAAGGUCUGGAGAAAGCCUUCUUCCAGUGUCUAGGCCUCAACAGGCUCAACACAGCUUACAAUUAUGCAGCUCAGAUGCGACAAAAGCGGAUGUGGGAAGUUUUGGGGUGGUUUGCACUCGAAUGUCUAGACGUCGAGGUAGCAAAGAAAGCCUACGCCAGAUUGGGAACCUCACCAGGGAUGGUUUUUUGCCUAAAGGAGCUGGGCGAAAUCGAAAGCAAACAAGAGUUGAGCGGACAUAUUUACCAGUAUGGAUGGGGUGUGUGUGGUCGUCAUAUUUUUGCUACUCACAUACUUGAAACAACAAAAUAAAUGAAAAUGAACAUCCAGAAGAAUUGUUCAACUUUCAAAUUUUUUUUGGCUUUCUAACUCCCAGUCGCAGGCAAGUUCCGCGAAGCACAAGAAUCCUGGCUCAGUUGCGGUGGCACCUACGGUCUAGAGGCCUUGUGGAUGCAGUUGGAUCUAAUGAACUACGCUGAAGCGAUUCCUUUAGCUCAGGCUUACGCACCAUACAAACUGCCGGUCAUUUACCUGCGAACUGCGCGAACGAUGGAACACAAAGGCGAGUUUCAAACAGCGCUCCAGUACUAUCAGCAAGCCGUGAUCCGAUUAGAAGAUGCCGCGCUGGCUGGUGGCGGUUUGGACAAAAAAGUCAACGCCCAUAACAUCGAAGUGCAGAGUGGAUUGGCGAGAGCGUUGAUUCGUAAUUUUGGACUUUGAGGGAUUUUCCGUGACUUCAGACAACAAAACUCUUUGGUUAGAGAUUCUCUUCUUCUAGUGUCACUUCAGAAGAGCAUUGUCACAAACAGAAAUAUCUCACAUCCGCAUCAGGUACCGGCGACAUCCCCAACGGUAUGCGCUUCGCCAAAGAGGUCAACAGUCUCAACCUCUACAAGGAAUGCGCAGCCCUUCUCGAAGCCAUCAAGCACAACGUCGAGGCUGGCCAGAUGUAUGAGAAAGCUGAGAAUUACGAGAAAGCCGCGAUGCUUUAUAUCCAAGACAUGAACUUUGAUGCCGCAACGCCACUCUUGUCAAAGAUCCAGACGCCAAAACUGUUUCUCCAGUACGGAAAGGCGAAGGAGAGUCGUGGGGAGUACCGAGAAGCUCUGGAUGCGUAUGAAAGAGGCAAGGAUCACGAAAGUGUGGUGCGUUUGCUGCUCAAUCACCUGGAGAGACCGAGCGAAGCGUUUCAAUUGGUGCUUUGAAAUGCAGUUCAGUUUCACUUUAUCUGAUAAUAUCAAAUCUAAUUUACUUAGAUUUAGUUUUCAAAUAAAUAGUUAAGUCCGAAUAGAACUGCAAUGGAUGCAUAGUCCGAAAAAUAGAACCACGCAAAUACUAUAGCCGUAACCUCCUCUACUUCUCUCCAGGUCCGCGAAACUCGCCUUACCCAAGGGGCAGAACUUAUUUCCGAAUAUUGCAGACGACGUGGGGAUAUCAAGAGUGCAAUCGAAUUUUUGCUCAUCUGCAACAAUAGAGAAGAAGCCUUCCACUUGGCCUCCACGCAUGAUGAAAUGGAUGCUUUUGAGAGUUCCAAAGUCCAAUUCGAAGAUCCAGAGUUCUACAGGAAAAUCGCAGCUUACUACGAGACGAGGUCAAUGCUGGACAAGGCAGCCUUGCACUUCGCGAACUGCGGAGACAAUGAGACUUUAUGUUUGGUUGUAGGUAGUUAGCUUUUCCAGUCCACUUCUUCGUUGCAAAAGAAAUUCACUUAAGCUACCGCGUGAGUUGCAAAGGUCUCCGUUGUCAUGGAACACAAAUACCACACCGCUGCAUUCUGGUUCCGUUCCCCACAGACACACACCCUCCACCUCUUCAUACGCCAGUGUCCGCUUGUACCUGAAAUCCGGCAGUGACGCAGACCUGCUUGCUGCGAUUGAUGUGGUAGGCAAAGCCAGAGUGGAGAAGCUCACUGUAGCGCUUAUUGACGCGCUAAUGGGCGACACCAACGCUAUCAACGCGGGCGCAGUCCCUGCGCAUCGCGUGACUUCUACGGGUAGCAAGGAUCCCUCGUAUGUGUACAAGUUGCACAAAGCGCUCGGCAAUUGGGAGCAAGCGGCCAAGACAGCUUUGUUGAUCGCGAAGCAAGAACAGUUAUGUUGGUCAACAUUUACAGUGUCCGUCAUUCAUCUCGGCAUCUUCUUGGUCCCCUUUUGUUCCCUUGAGUAUUAUUCCUUUAUGAAAUCAUGAUAUUACAAGGUAAAAAAAGGGGUCCUCAAGAAGAUCAGGGGGCCGACGAGAUGCAAUCUACAUCUAGCAGACUCUAAAACAGGAUGCUGGAAAUUACCGAGUCGCUCACGACUUGAUGUACUCUACAGUACGCGACUUGACCUCACAGAACUUGCCGGUUGGCUUGGAGCUGUACAGGAGACUGACGCUCUUGCAUUCGUACGUGAUCGUGAAGCGCAUUGUCAAAUUAGGCGAUCACCACAACGCGGCUACCAUGUUGCUUCGCGCAGGCAGCAACAUCGAGCAAUUUCCGGAACACGUGGUGCCGAUCUUGACGUCAGUAGUGAUCGAGUGUCAACGAGCAGGGUUGAAACAAGAAGCCUACACGUAUGCAGCGAUGCUGAUGCGACCGGAGUACAGAACACAAAUUAGCGAGCAAUACAAGAGGAAAAUUGAAACGAUCGUGCGGAAAAAGCAGUCAGCAGACGAGGGUGCGCCGCCUCCGGACUUAUGACUACAAUAGUUUGAAAAUCAUGUAAUAGACACUUAAAAUCAAAAAGAACAUCUUCUUCAUCUUCUGUCAUGAUGAUAGAUGAAAAGAAAGAGGACGUUCUCUUCUACUACGUGUAGUUUCUCAUCUUGUUGAUGACCUCUCUUUUCCAUCCCCUGCUUCUAAAGACCGCCAUCUCCGCUGGCAAUGCUCCUUGCCCCUACUGCGCAACAAUGAUCGCACGAUCGUCAGUCGAUUGCAGCCACUGCC
This is a messenger RNA of Amoebophrya sp. A25, 6589 nucleotides long. Lineage: Eukaryota; Dinophyceae; Syndiniales; Amoebophryaceae. The record is from the annotation of a GenBank genome assembly.